This is a messenger RNA of Microthlaspi erraticum, 768 nucleotides long. The record is from the annotation of a GenBank genome assembly. Lineage: Eukaryota; Viridiplantae; Streptophyta; Magnoliopsida; Brassicales; Brassicaceae.
AUGGUCAUGAAGCAAAACAACCAGGAUACGGGAGAUUGGCAUAAUUGGCACAAAGAAAGUAUAUUUUGGGAAUUGCCGUAUUGGACAGACCUCAAUCUACGGCAUAAUCUAGAUGUGAUGCAUAUAGAGAAGAAUUUUUUUGAUAACAUCGUGACUACCGUUAUGAACGUUAAAGACAGAUCGAAGGACACAGUUAAGUCAAGGUUGGAUGUCGCACUUUUUUGCGACAGGAAAGAGCUACAUGUGGACAAUCGAGGCAAAGCUCCAUUUCCUAUUUUUAGAUUGACUCCACCAGCGAAAGAACUGCUUCUGGAAUGUCUAAAAAACGAUGUUAAAUUUCCAGACGGCUAUGCUUCAGAUUUAGCUAGUUGUGCAGAUGUAGAAGGAGGGAAAUUUUCCGGCAUGAAGAGUCAUGAUUGCCAUGUUUUUAUGGAACAACUACUUCCAUUUAUCUUUGCAGAACUUUUACCAAAGCCCGUUCACCUUGCACUAUCAGCGCGCAGAACGAAGCUUCGGAAGUUUGGCCGCGCGCGGAGGAGUUCCCGACGUCCAAAAGUUACGAUCUUGAUAUGGAAAGAUAGAUACUUGAGUCAUGCAUCACGUCGAAGUGGAAUGAAGCCAUUUGGAUCAACUAUGAGGCCUAGACUUAUUUUCUACCGAGACAUGUCCGGUAAGCGAGUAAACGAAGCCCAUGGAGGAUUUGGAGUGUCUAAUGGCCCGAGCAGCAGCGCCAAAGGCCUUGAUCGAAUAGAGAAGAGGCCUGGCUAA